Octopus sinensis (East Asian common octopus) is the source of this 1149-nucleotide messenger RNA. RefSeq names its product zinc finger protein 239-like. Gene Ontology annotation, biological process: regulation of transcription by RNA polymerase II. Gene Ontology annotation, cellular component: nucleus. Gene Ontology annotation, molecular function: DNA-binding transcription factor activity, RNA polymerase II-specific; RNA polymerase II cis-regulatory region sequence-specific DNA binding. The record is from RefSeq and is a predicted model, not a curated record. The transcript has a single exon. The coding region runs from base 1 to 1149 and encodes 382 amino acids. NCBI's taxonomy places the organism in Eukaryota, Metazoa, Mollusca, Cephalopoda, Octopoda, Octopodidae.
AUGGAGGACGUCAAACCCUUGGAUACUUCACACCCAAUUGUUUUUGACAAUAUCGAUUUAGUUCCGCAGACAUACAAUGACGAGAAGCCUUUGUGUAGUGAAACAUUUAUGAAACAAAGUUCAUUAUACGGAAAUCUUGAAUAUCAUUGUGAGAUUUGUAAGAAAACAUUGUCUUCGGAACAUGAAGUCUUCACACACAAAAGAAUGCAUGAAACGAAAAGACUUUUCCACUGUGAAAUAUGCGAGCGAUCUUUUGUCUCUAACGGUACAUUAACAAGACACAAACGAACCCACACGGGAGAAAAACCAUUCCUCUGCGAAACGUGUGGAAAAUAUUUCAUCUCCAACAGUAAUUUAGCAAGACAUAAAAGAGUACACACAGGGGAAAAGCCGUAUCAUUGUGAUAUAUGUGGGACAUCUUUCUCUGAUAAAUCUAAUCUUAUUGUUCACAAAAGACAACACACCGGGGAGAAACCGUACCACUGUGAAAUAUGUGGAAAAUCUUUUAUCACAAACGACCACUUGGUGACACAUAAACGAAUCCACACGGGGGAAAAACCGUUUCACUGUGACGUCUGUGGAAAAUCUUUCGCUCAGAAUUUUUGUUUCAUUCUCCACAAACGUAGUCACACUGGGGAAAAACCUUAUCGUUGUGACAUCUGUGGGAAAUCAUUCUCACAUAGUUCCCAUCUUGUAGUACAUGAACGUCGUCACACGGGAGAAAAACCUUUCCAUUGCGACAUCUGUGGAAAAUCCUUUUCUAAUAGUUCUCAUGUUACAAUUCACAAACGUAGUCACACGGGAGAGAAACCUUUCCGUUGUGACAUUUGUGGGAAAUCCUGUGUCACCGAUAGUGACUUAACGAAACACAAGAAAAUUCACACAGGAGGAAACCCCUACCAGUGUGGGAUUUGUGGGGAAUAUUUUGACACCAACUGUGACUUAAAAAUGCACAAACAAGUACACACGCGAGAAAGAACCUUCCGUUGUGAUAUUUGUGGGAAAUCCUUCUCUAAGAAUUCCCGCCUUGUAGUUCACAAGCGUAGUCACACCGAAGAAGAACCUUUUCGUUGUGAUAUCUGUGGGAAAUCAUUUAUUACAAACAGCGACUUAACGAAACACGAGAGAAACUGCAGUGAGACAUGUUAG